AUGUGGUCUGUUGUGGAGGAUAAAGCUCUAAUUGGUUUGUAUCUUCAAUUCAGUGAAGAUGCAAUUGUUGGUACAAACCAAAAAGCAACUGCGCUAUGGCGAAAAAUAUCUGCGGCUUAUGAUCAAGCGCAUUAUGAGAAACCCCACAUCUUACCGCCAAGACCUUUGAGGAGUUUGGAAAGCCGUUGGAGAAGGAUGGCAACUGAUUUAAUACAAUGGAGAAUUUGCUAUGACGAAGCUGGAAGGGCAACUGGCAGUGGUUACAACGAAGCAGACCGCAUUCAUAAUGCGAGUAAGUUAUUCUAUAUUUCCUCCAAGCCUACUCCACAUAAUUUUAAUUGUCACCAUGGUUGGGAAAUGGUUAAAAAUGACCCUAAGUGGAGGACAAAACUGAGAUGGGCGUUGUCAAGAGAGGAAAGAUUAGCUUGCGGUGAUGCUGUCGAAGAUGACAGUAGUGGAAGUGAAAAGCGGUGUAGAACUGAAGAUGAAGAUGAUGUUCCCAAUACCGGUUUCAUUUCUGGGGGUCUUCCUCAACUUGAUGGCGUUAAAAAGGCAAAGUCUAGGCGUAAUAAGGGAAAAGGAGUGGCUUUUGAAGUCUCUAACAUUAAUGAGCAAAUGUAG
This is a messenger RNA of Chenopodium quinoa (quinoa), 621 nucleotides long. Its product is annotated as glutathione S-transferase T3-like. The record is from RefSeq and is a predicted model, not a curated record. Lineage: Eukaryota; Viridiplantae; Streptophyta; Magnoliopsida; Caryophyllales; Amaranthaceae. The transcript has a single exon. The coding region runs from base 1 to 621 and encodes 206 amino acids.